AUGCUCGUGCCCCCUGAAAUGAUGGCGGCGCAAUCUAAACUCGUCUACCAGAUGAACAAGUACUACAAUGAGAGAGUCGCCAAUAGGAAGGCGCAAAUCACCAAGACCAUUCACGAAGUAUGCAGGAUAGUCCAGGAUGUCCUUAAAGAAGUAGAACUUCAAGAGCCGAGGUUUAUUUCCUCACUUACGGACUACAACGGGCGGUUCGAUGGUUUGGAAGUGGUUUCACCUCAUGAGUUCGAAAUAGUAAUAUACCUGAACCAAAUGGGCGUUCUCAACUUCGUAGACGACGGCUCCCUACCCGGCUGCGCUGUCUUGAAACUGAGCGACGGAAGGAAGCGCUCCAUGUCCCUCUGGGUUGAAUUCAUCACUGCAUCUGGCUAUUUAUCAGCGAGGAAAAUCCGAUCAAGGUUCCAAACUUUGGUGGCCCAAGCCUGUGACAAAUGUUCCUAUAGAGAUUGCGUAAAAAUGAUCGCUGAGACAACUGAAGUAAAGUUACGAAUCCGCGAACGAUACGUAGUACAGAUUACACCUGCAUUCAAAUGCGCCGGGUUAUGGCCCCGGUCCGCCGCACACUGGCCACUGCCGGCUAUACCCUGGCCACACCCCAACAUUGUGGCCGAAGUGAAAACUGAAGGGUUUGAUUUACUAUCAAAAGAAUGUUUGGCAUUGCAAGGCAAGAACUCUGCAAUGGAAGGUGAUGCGUGGGUGUUGAGUUUCGUCGAGGCUGAAAAUCGCUUACUGCAAGGCGGAUGUCGGCGAAAAUGCCUAAGUAUCUUGAAAACGAUCCGAGACAGGCAUCUAGACUUGCCGGGAAACCCCGUAACCUGUUAUCAUAUGAAGACGCUGUUGUUGUACGAAUGCGAAAAACAUCCUAGAGAACAUGAGUGGGACGAAGUGGCUAUUGGAGACAGGAUCAAUGGCAUUUUCCUACAGUUAAUCUCAUCGCUGCAGUGCCGCCGAUGUCCUCACUAUUUCCUGCCGCACGUGGACCUGUUUAAAGGAAAAUCGCCGACGGCGCUGGAAAACGCCGCAAAGCAAGUGUGGAGGCUUACAAGGGAGAUGCUCACUAAUUCCAGGGCAUUCGAGAAGCUGUGA
Arctia plantaginis is the source of this 1098-nucleotide messenger RNA. The record is from the annotation of a GenBank genome assembly. Lineage: Eukaryota; Metazoa; Arthropoda; Insecta; Lepidoptera; Erebidae.